ACUGAGACCGCGGCAGUGUUGUUGUGAGUGUGUGUGAGUGUUAGCGCCAGGUUAGCUCACAGUUCGUGUGUGGAUGCACGGACGCUAACGGUCACGACGAUGGAAAUCUGUCUGAACAGUUCAGCCGAUCGUCGGGAGCGCCGGUUAGAAGUUGAUGACUUGAAGGGAAACUUUGCGUCAGAAUUCACCUUCUUACCAAACUCGCAGCAGUCCAUCCUGGAGGAGCGAGAACACCUGCAGGUUUACCUGAGGAUCAGGCCCUUCACGUCAGCCGAGCAUAACAGCACAGAGUCACAGGACUGUGUGUCCAUCGAGUCUGCAGACACUGUCCUGCUGAAGCCUCCCAGUGUGUCUCUGUCAGCGAGGCUGAGUGUGGACAGAUCACUGCCACACACUGGACAACGCUUCCAGUUCUCUCAGGUCUUUGGUCCAGAGACGACACAGAGGGAGCUGUUUGAAGGGACGGUGAAGGAUCUGGUCAGAGACGUCCUGCAUGGAGCCAACUCUCUGCUCUUCACGUACGGCGUCACCAACGCUGGCAAAACCUUCACCUUCCUGGGUCCAGAUGCUGACGCUGGGAUCCUGCCCAGGUCUCUGGACCUGAUCUUCAACAGCAUUGACGAGCGCGUCUUCACGGGGACCGGCAUCAAACCUCAGCGCUGCAGAGAGUUCAGCAGACUGAGCACAGAGCAGCAGGUGGAGGAGGCGGCGUUCAAGAGGAACCUCUUCAGACAGCUAAAAGAGAGCGAGCGGAGCAACGUCAGCCUCCUGAACUCCACCAAUAAGACUCUGCUUGAAG
Messenger RNA from Solea senegalensis (Senegalese sole), 799 nucleotides. Its product is annotated as kinesin-like protein KIF20B. Gene Ontology annotation, biological process: mitotic spindle assembly; microtubule-based movement. Gene Ontology annotation, cellular component: nucleus; spindle microtubule. Gene Ontology annotation, molecular function: microtubule binding; plus-end-directed microtubule motor activity; ATP binding. The annotation marks the transcript as partial. The transcript has 7 exons. The record is from RefSeq and is a predicted model, not a curated record. Lineage: Eukaryota; Metazoa; Chordata; Actinopteri; Pleuronectiformes; Soleidae.